CCGCUGCUCUAUGCAUUACAUCGAGUUGUUUUGAAGGUUAUACGUGUUGAUCCAUUUAUUUCGUUCGUUCGUUUUGACUUUGGAAGAGUAUGGGUGGAAAAUUAUUGAAUACGAAUUGUUAGUUAACUUAUUAUAAAAAUGAAAUUGUUUUGCAAAGAUAGGUAUACAAUACAAAUGCCGAAGGAGUGUAACAUUGUUAGCCGCUAAGGAUUAAUGGUUAAAACUGUAACAAAAUUUAAGAAUUGAAACGCAAGAGCCUGGUUAUACAAUGGGUGUGUUAAAAACUGCAGCAUUUAUAAGUUUACCGAUACUGGGAAUAUGUGCAACUGUGUUAUAUCUUUUACACAAAAAGGAAGAAGACGAUUUACAUGAGACUCUUCAAGAUGUGAAAACUUCAAGGGUGAAACUCAUUGAAAUGAAAAUUCCUAACUCAGUAGUUGGUGUUGUUAUCGGGAGAGGAGGAAGCAACAUCAAGGAUAUCCAGCAGAAAACAGAAACGAGAAUUAAUUUUAAAGAGGAAGAUGACAAUGAAGAGUACCGAACAUGCUAUAUCAGAGGCACGGCAGAAUCUGCUCAGAUGGCUGAAAGCAUGUUACAUGAAAUAAUUACAACGCAACCCCUCAUUAUAGUGUAUGAAACUUGGGUUCCAGAGAAAGCAGUAGGACGUAUUAUUGGAAGAAAUGGAGAAAAUAUUAGAUCAAUUUCAAGAGCUUCAAAUACUAAAAUCAACGUGGAUAGUGUAUCUUCUAAUAAAAGAGGAGAAGCAAAUGAGGUAAGAGUUGUGAUCAAGGGCACCUCUGAGAUGAUUGCUGUUGCUCGCUCUCUGAUACAAGAAAAAGUGGAUGAAGAUGUAGAAGUGAGGAGAAAGAUGGAACUCUGUCAGUCCAGUAGAUCUCCCAGGAACAAGCCUAAGUCAAGUGUGAAUUCUUCACUAACAAACAGU
This is a messenger RNA of Homalodisca vitripennis (glassy-winged sharpshooter), 943 nucleotides long. Its product is annotated as tudor and KH domain-containing protein homolog. Lineage: Eukaryota; Metazoa; Arthropoda; Insecta; Hemiptera; Cicadellidae. The record is from RefSeq and is a predicted model, not a curated record. Gene Ontology annotation, molecular function: RNA binding. Gene Ontology annotation, biological process: spermatogenesis.